Messenger RNA from Fusarium graminearum PH-1, 591 nucleotides. RefSeq lists its product as uncharacterized. The record is from RefSeq and is a predicted model, not a curated record. The coding region runs from base 1 to 591 and encodes 196 amino acids. The transcript has a single exon. Lineage: Eukaryota; Fungi; Ascomycota; Sordariomycetes; Hypocreales; Nectriaceae.
AUGGCUCCUCCCGACCUCAACGACGCUCAGCGAGCCAUCCUGAGAAACGCGGGCAUGGAAGAGCUCUGGGGCAAGAUCUUCGAAAACUGGUCUCCUGGACACCGCAUCCCGAUGCCCGUCAUGACCAGACACACUUUUGUGGAAUCCUCCAUCUCAAUCGGCCGUCUUAAAUGCAACCAACCCCCCGGCGGCGACUACCUUGUCCCCUGCCCCAAGUACCGCAAGGAGCGCGCCACAGUCUACCUCGCGGUCAAGCGUGACGACAACGACAACACUGCCUUUUUGUGGUGCGACAAGAAGGGCGAGCCCGUCAAGCGAAGCGAGAUCAUCUUACGACGCGAUGUUGAUCUUGACCGUCUCAAGGAGAUGCUCUGCGAGGAUUACAACAACAAUGAAUGCUACUUUAUCGACGAGUACAACGAAGCUAUCAAGAUUGCUCAUGGACGCACUGUUCUGGCUUUUCUCGUUGCACGGACUCAUCGUGAUGGUGGACUUGAUCGAUCUCCUGUUCACUUCUGUGAGGAGACGUUCAGGUACAAGGCGCAUGUCUUUUGCUUUGAAGAUGAUCCUGAGAUCAACGGAGACGACUGA